AUGUCGAGCCCGGGUGCCGAACCUCAAGAAGACGACAUCAGUAUAUCCGUUAAACCUGGCGUUGUCGUGAAUUUUCAACGGCUAGAUGGUUUCUUUCACUGCUCUUGCGACUUCAAGACGUCGCACGAAUCCGCCUUCCGACGGCAUUAUCGUGAACACCAUUUGGACGAACCGUCUGGCGGGUUACUCGGGAGCGUAUCUCGAACCUUUAGCUAUGUCGCAUCCGCGUUUUCGACUCCAUCGUUUCGGAGGAGACAUAGUCCUGCGCUAGAAUAUGAGACAUCCAGUAAACGCAGGCGUAUCGACUCGAUACCAACUCCACGAUUAUCGAUGCACGAGUCCUCUCGAGCCUCACCUAUCCGAUCCCUGUUCUCGACGCAGAUACUCGCAACGCCAACAACCUUAAUCCGCCCCGCUUUUUCACCGAAACACACUGACUUCGACGAUGAUAACGAAGACUCGAUGUCGACAUCCUCGUUUCGUAUUCCUCCGCCAGGUCGUCUUUAUCAACCGUCGCAGGCAUUAUCGUCAGGUCCACCGUCGAAGCGAGGCAGCAUCUCGUCUAUCGCGUCAAUAGACUCUCAAUCCAACGAAGAAACUGACUAUGUGCAGCCCGUUUUGUCUGAACAACGUCUAGAUCUUCAAACAGCCCAUUCCUAUAUCCGCUCAGUCGGCCUUUUCGUUCACAAACCAACCAACAUCACUGUUUGCGUACAAUGCGCGAGCGGCGUAUCCGCGGAAAAUGCGAUCGCCCAUAUUUCCAAGGCCUCAUCGGGAUGCAGGAGCUCUAUAUGGCGUUCACUCGACGUGGACUAUAUCGAACGAUGUUUAAGAUUAUGCGAUGCGUUUGAGCCUAUCCAAUUCCCUUCGCGCGAGUCUUCUACAGACGCAAUUCCCGUAAUACCCGUUAUACAAGGCUGGCUAUGUACCGUCGACCCAUCCUCGCAAUGCUUCAACGAGUGUUUUGCAUCGGAGAGAGCGCGUGAUCGACACUUUUUCGAGAAUCAUGGAGAUAUCGUCGACCGUACCAAGCAUUACGCUCCUGUGAAAAUACAGAGGAUCUACAAGUAUCGUGGCAUUCAGCGAUGUAUCCGCGUCAACACCCUCCCCCUUAGCAUUGAGCCUCCCCGUUACGACGCGUUUCUAGCAUCUAUUCCAGGGCAUGAACCCUUGCCAAUGUCAGACACGGUGUCCCUGAUAACGAAGCCGACCGUAUUCGAGUCUAUUUUACAUUGGGAUACAGCAUUAAUUGGCGUCGACAUCAAAUACCUCAAGUCAUACCCUCACCCGCCGUACGCAGACGCCCAAGACUACGAUAACAUGCCAGACAUGAUUGUCCGAUACAUCGUCACUAUCGCAGAGGGUGUAAAACACGGGGGCCAUCGUGAAUUAUUACAGCAAGUUCAUUCUCCAGAGGUGACGAAGCUCCAUCAUUCCCCACUUCCAUACCCUAAGCAAAAGUCCACGUUGGACAGUUACGCCCGUAUAUUUUCUUGUUAUUUGACGAUGCUGGUUCGUAGCGUCAAACAGCCCAUCCCAGGAUACCCCAUUCACAUGACCGCCGAGCAAACAAGACUCAGCUCCAGAGUGUAUACGUCCUCCAACGAUGACACCAUAUCCGAAGAAGACCUGCAUUCCCACAUACACGAACUGGCUUGGGCCCUAUUAUCGAGCCAUCCAAUAGAACACGCGAAGAGCGAGCUCAAUACCCCCAUACUUCGCUUCCUCAUCGCGCAUCACCUCGUGCCAGACGGCGAUGGCAACUUCAAGAAAGCACAAGCGCUCUCCCAUACGCUGAGCGCGAUCCAAUGGUGUUGGCAGGCCAUAGGGUACACAGAGUGUCUCCGUCAUGCCGCAGAAUAUACUGACGACGCUUUUGGAGCAUAUCGAGACCGAGUCAAGCCGUACCUUCAAGAGUUGGAACGUACGCCAUUCACGACCCUCCGGACGAUUAUCCACGUCAACACUUCAAUCGCCAAGUCAGAAUAUUCUCUUCCUAGGUUCGUAAUGGCGAUGGACAAGACAUACUUCAGCGUAGAUGGGCACCCUAUCCCGUUCGCCAAGUUCAAAGAAUACGCCGUCGGCCUGAUAUCGAACGCGGAAUCUAAACUCGACGCGAUACUCCGUGGUUGGCAGUUUGACGAUAUUGACAAGAAAAUCAAGACCGCUUUACAGAUAGGCGACCCUCAAAACACAUACUUAGACAGAUUACACGACGUGGGUGUGGGGUAUUCGUUCUUUUCUGACCCUCGCAAUCACCUCAAAAACGAACGCAACCUUCUGCUCAAGCAUUUCCUUCGAGAAGGUUGCGACGAGUUCGCCACAAGUAUACCUGGCGCCGCGCCAUCGGAGAUAUUCAAACCAGUCAACUGUCGUCUUUGGCUAGACGAAGUUGACUCUCUAGUCAGCACGUUAUACGCGGCGACCGUCACCACCUGGCCAGGCGCUGGUAGAGGCUCCGAACUCGACCAUCUGACGUAUCGCAACGAUCACGGAAAACGGCAUAUGUUCUUCAUCAACAACAUCCUUACUUUCGUGACGUCGUACAUCAAGACUCAGCAGAUAACUGGACGCGCUCCAUUGAUUCCCCGUGGCGUCGACCCGCGUCUCGCUAGAGUGUUGAUCAUCACUAUAAACUUCGUGUAUUACGCAGCGUCAGUGAUAUCGGCCCAAUUUAAGCAGCACAAACAGGCUAUUGCAUAUACUCGAUACGUGUUCGUAUAUCACGGAGUUCCGAUGAACGCAGAACGUAUGACCCGUGUUCUUCGAGAGCAUACUAUGCCCGCUUUUCACGUAGAGUUCGGUAUACGGGAUUGGCGACACGUUAUGAAGUUUGUACUGCGGCACAAGGCUAACAUCGCGCUCGAGGCCACGGACGAAGAAGAGCAGAAUAAGGACCCCUUGAACUCGCUGUUCGGGCAUAGUGGUCGUAUCGGGGACAGUGUAUACGCUAUUGAGAGUUCUGCAUUGGACUCGAUAUCUACCGUAGACGUGACUCGCGCACAGAGAUACGGUAUUGGCUACCAAAAGUAUCUCGGACUCUGGCCCGAUCUGUCGAGUAUAGACCUUGUAGAUGACGAAGAGAGUAGAGAACUUGCUACAUGUACCCGCGAUACGUCUACCAACUCUAGCAAUCCCCGAGACGCUGCCGAUCUACUGGAACGAGCUCUUGAGCGUCUUUUACCGAUAAUAGGCGACCACCUUUCAUCUAUGGUUGCGGGAGCUCUAUAUAACGGUCUACCCCACCCUGCGCCCCCGUAUCUUCCGUCUUCGUCCGCUGUAAACGUCCAACUGUCUCGUCUCGACGUCGUGAAGAAGCUAUACGGCUCUGAGAGCUUCCGAUCCCCUCAGCAAGCAACCAUGUUCGAGUAUAUAUUGCAAAACACGUAUACGGUCGUCGGUAUACUCCCGACCGGGGGUGGGAAGUCUCUCAUGUUUUACGGUCCACCGCUGGCAGAAAAGGACGGCAUUACCAUUGUUAUCUCACCGUUUGUCGCCUUGGCAGACGAACAGUUUGAGACGGCCCAGCAACUGGGUAUACCCGUCAGUCGUUGGCCCUCUUCCGCUACAGAUCUGUCGUCCACUCGUCUUCUCGUUGUAUCUGCUCAUGCAGCAGGCACAGCCGAUUUCGUCCGAUUUGUCCGCGCAUCCGCUGAGAUGGGCCUUAUACGGCGCAUCAUCUUUGACGAAGCCCACCAAAUAAUACUCUCCGCCCAAUACAGGCGUUGCUACGACACCCUCCCACUCUUGACUCGUACUGGGGUCCAAGUGCAUUUCCUUAGCGCCACGCUACUUCAAUGCAGCAUCGACGAGAUCAUUCGAAUCUCUUGCAUUCCUGUGGACACCGUACAUGUAAUCCGAGCCCCCACGUUUAGACCCAAUAUCUGCUACGAUGCUCAACACUUCUCAAACAAUUCCGCCCUCAGCGCGUAUGACCAGAUGAUGAAUCAGGUCGAAGAAAUAUGCUCAGAACACGUGGAUCAAUUGGAUGAAGACGGACGAGUGCUCAUAUAUUGCAGCUCAUACAGGGAAUGCGACGACGUGUUCGAACGAACUCGUUACCCCAUUCAUCGUGCCAAAGGGUCUACUGGCGAUGACGACGAAGACGACGCCAAGAAGAGGCAAGCGGUUGCACAUGACUGGAGGGCUGGGCGCCCCAAAGUCUUGAUUGCCACCACUGGAUUUGGCAACGGUAUUGACUACGCGCACGUCAGAGUCGUCAUCUCCGUCAACGCUCGUAACGGCAGUGAUGCGGUACAGCAGACGGGUCGCGCUGGUCGCGAUGGAAAGCAAGCAUACGCUUACAUCCUUGGGUCUCUACCGCUGCUGGCGUCCGCCGUUCCUGAUCCAGACUUUGCGGGCGUUGCCAUCAUGAACAUGUUGUAUGCGAAAAGGGACUGUAUACGUAUAUGCAUGGGCGAAUUCGAUACCGAAUCAUAUAGCUGUGUAUCUCACGGUAGCAGUCGAGCGGUUUUAUGCACGCGCUGUAAGAGUUCGGAGUUUACCAAGUCCAUGUCUCUAAUACCAACUCAACCAGGGCCUCGCAAUUAUCGCGUCCGCUCAACCAAUACACCCGUCGUCUCAUCUCAGAUCACGCGCCCAUCUCCCCAUAUCAAUACCUCUCUUGUGCCGCCAGACAGCAAACGGCGAUAUAUUCCUGGAUCCGUCGACAGACCUCCGCAACCAACCGCAAACUUGAUACACACAAUCGACGACAUAUCAGACGAUAUGAUAGCCGUUCAUCCGUUCGACACUCCCGCCUCGCCAGACGAUCGUUUACUGACACAUAAGGCAUAUCCAACACCUGCCAGUCCCUUGCAUACCGUCCAACGAUCCCGAGCAUCUAAACAAUCAAUGUCGAGACCAUCAGCUAUCAAUUCAUCCGAGCUAUCUCUACCCACAAUUUCGGCACAUCGGCAGAAAGGAAAAGGUCGUACCAAUGCCACACAUGAAACUAGCAUGCCCCCCCCUCUUUUGCCCCAAGAGCGGGGUAUAGCCAGAGGUCAACCAUCCGUUACGCCAGACGAUGAUGUAUUCAGCUCGCACUAUCCGAAUGUCCACGGCAACACGGGCCAGCCAUCGGGCCAAUCCGAUCGAUCAACAUCGAGACCGUCUACUACGCGUUACCAGCUCACCCUACCAUCCGUCCCGACGUAUAAAGGGCCCACGUUACCCCAUAUUGUCGACGCUGCGUCCCCGCCAGUGGACAUAGGCAACACACGACCCUCUGAUACGUUACAUACGAAGAAGCAAGCUCAUCGACACAACACGGUCGUCUCUACGUUUACAACUUCGGCAUACGCCUCUCCGCGUGGUCUUAGUGAACCAGCACCCGCACGAUCCAUCUCCGAUCUAAGAAAAGAGGCAGUCGACGAGCGGCAAGAACUGUCGGAUGUUCGUCGGGGGCAUUUCGCGAUUAUAGACCAGUUCUUCUCUAUUCGCCCGGCCACAUGCGUUAUAUGCUGUUUACUCGGCAAUGCGCAUACUGGCUGCCAGGAAAACCUCUACAUGACAUGCGAGUCGGGUUUAUUCAACCCUUGGCGAUCAUCGGUUAACUUGUCGGGCACUGUGACGGCGGCGAGCGAAUUUAAUAAAUUUCGUACCACAUUGCGUUUCCAAGAGGAUCAACACGUUUGUUAUCAUUGUAUGCGACAAACCGAUAUAGACGCACACCCGCAUGUAACUACAGUCAAAACGUGUGACGAGUUUGCGGACGUGAUCAAGAACUUUGCAUGGGCGGUAUAUUGUUUACCGGCCGCUUGUUCCGAAGGUCGAGAAGAAGGCCGCAGGUGGAGGAAGGCUCUACUCGAUACGUUCGACCCCCCACCUCCGACAACCCGCCCAGACUUUGAACAAUGGUUAUCGACAACUCCCGACCCUCAAGGACUUAAUAUCACUAACAUAUUGAUGUUGUGUAUCCAUUGGACUGUGAUGUAUAAAAGCCACAGAUGGCCGCCGCCGUAG
Molecule: messenger RNA, 5964 nt
Organism: Pleurotus ostreatus (oyster mushroom)
Lineage: Eukaryota; Fungi; Basidiomycota; Agaricomycetes; Agaricales; Pleurotaceae
Exons: 8
Coding region: 1-5964 (1987 amino acids)
Biological process (GO): double-strand break repair via homologous recombination
Cellular component (GO): chromosome; nucleus; cytoplasm
Molecular function (GO): four-way junction helicase activity; ATP binding; 3'-5' DNA helicase activity
Source: RefSeq, a predicted model, not a curated record